AUGAGAGUGGUGAAUGGCACAUCAGAGAUGAUGAAGCCAGAGAGUGUGUCGCUGCAUCCCCUGGGCGCAGCUGCUGCCCCUGUGCCAGAGAUGCUGUGUAUCUUCGGGACGGGGGAUUUAGGACGCUCUCUGGGUUUGCGUCUGCUCCAGUCUGGCUACAGGGUGGUGUACGGCAGCCGCAGACCUCACAGCUGUGGACCCUUGCCCCAGGGAUCUCAGGUGAUGAGCCACGAAGCAGCAGCCCAAUCAGCCAGUUUGAUCUUUAUUUGUGUUCACAGAGAACAUUAUGGAUUCCUGGAAACAAUGGCACCUCAUCUUGCAGGAAAGGUGCUGGUGGACCUUAGUAACAACCUGAAGAAAGGCAUUUACCCAGAACCCAAUGCCGCCUACUUGCAGCGAUUGGUCCCUGGAGCUGCUGUGGUAAAAGGCCUAAACACGCUGUCUGCCUGGGCCCUGCAGAAUGGACUCCUGGCAGGAAAACAG
Notothenia coriiceps (black rockcod) is the source of this 483-nucleotide messenger RNA. Its product is annotated as metalloreductase STEAP4-like. The annotation marks the transcript as partial. The record is from RefSeq and is a predicted model, not a curated record. Gene Ontology annotation, cellular component: endosome; plasma membrane. Gene Ontology annotation, biological process: copper ion import. The transcript has 4 exons. NCBI's taxonomy places the organism in Eukaryota, Metazoa, Chordata, Actinopteri, Perciformes, Nototheniidae. Gene Ontology annotation, molecular function: cupric reductase (NADH) activity; ferric-chelate reductase (NADPH) activity.